Closterium sp. Naga37s-1 is the source of this 4296-nucleotide messenger RNA. Lineage: Eukaryota; Viridiplantae; Streptophyta; Zygnematophyceae; Desmidiales; Closteriaceae. The record is from the annotation of a GenBank genome assembly.
AUGGCGCGACAGGGCGUCGUGAAGAGCGUGUUCCUGGUGAAGGACGAGGAGGAGCGUACCUGCCGGGCACGGGCCACAAAUAGGUGCCCGGCACGGGGCGGCGACGUGAAGAGCGCGUUCCUGGUGAAGGACGAGGAGGAGCUGCCGGGCACGGGCCUGUACGGCGCCGCCACGAGCUUGGCGGCUGGCGGCACGGCGUACCGCCUCUCGCGGCAGGGCAUCAGCACCAUGGACCUGGUAACCAACACACUGCGGCGACGGAGAGUGAUCAAGAUGUUCAGAGGAGGGCCGUUCAGCGUGAACAGAUCGUCGUACUACAUAAGCAUGGAGUUCGGGCCCAUCAAGCACAUCAUGAACCUGCGUGUCGACAACCUCACGCCGCUCACCUGGGUCUCCUGCGACUGCAUCCAGUGCCGCACUGCGGGCGCCAUUUUCAAGGAGCGGCCGCCGUUCAACACCACGGCCAGCAACUCAACGCGCAUGGCGUGUGCUACCCCCACGUGCACCGCUGUGACGGGGCAGCCUGUGCCGCUUGGACAAGUCGGCUGCAACCUCGCCUCUACCGUCAUCCCAUCUGCUGUGCGCACAGGCAGGUGCACGUACUCGCACUCGUUCCCCAUCGCCAAGAGCCCUCUAGGGUCCCCCGGGAGCCUGCUGCUGAGCGGUGACAAGACGAGCACCGGGAAGAGCGAGGGGGUGCUGCUGUCGGAGCAAGUGUGGUUCACGCACUCUGAUAACACCACCGUCAACCCCCUGCUUACCAUCGGCUGUGGCAUGGCGCAGAGCGGCAGUCUAGCGGGAGUCACAGAGGCGCCGGACGGGGUGUACGGGCUGGGCAGGGGGCCGCUGAGCAUCCAGAGCCAGAUGAACGACCUGGCCAUAUGGGAGUACGGGUACGGCAUGUGUCUCGAGGGCGACGCCUCCAGCACCAACGCCAAGUCGUACCUCUCCCUGGGGAGCGGCCGCAUUGGCGGGGCCAACGACUCUGUUCCGAUUAUUUUUGUUGGGAACAGCCCGCUGCUGUUCGUGGACAUGGUAUCCGUGGCUGUGGGGCUCGUGACGCUGAACUUGCCGCCCGGAACGUUCUCCCUGCCGUCCGAUCAGGGUCUGGGCGGCACAGUGUUCGACCCCUUCACCACCAUCACCCGCCUGCCGCCCGCUGCUCUCAAUGGCAUGAUUGAUGCUCUGGUGUACACCCGCCCGGGUCUACUGCCGGACGCCACCACGUCCACUGCACUGGGGCUGCGCUGCUUCACAGGCACCAUGUACAAGAAUGCCAACCAUACGGCGUUCUAUCAGCAGUUCCCCACCAUGCACAUGCGCUUUGGCAACGGGGCCUACUUCUUCCUCCUCCCAGAGACCUACCUCAUUGCCACCCCCUCUACUGGCAAGGUGUGCUUCGCUGCUGCGGCCUCUGAGGACAGCCGAACCACAAUCGGAGAGUCCUUCCUACGCAACAAGUAUGUGGUGUAUUCCUUCAUCACCAACGACAUCUCCUGGUACGACAUGAACUGCACCACCGGCCUCCGCUACUCCAACUUCACGCUCCGCCCCCCACCCACCGCGCCCUCCCCUCCCCCCGGCACCCCCCUAGCGCCCCCCAUGUACGAGUAUCCGCCUCCGCCCUCCCCUCCGCCCCCCAAACCGCCGUCUCCGCCCCCCAAACCCCCCUCCCCGCCUCCUCCGAAGCCCCCCAAGCCCCCCUCUCCGCCCAAACCUCCCCCCUCUCCGCCACCCAAGCCCCCUCCAUCUCCCCCCUUAAAGCCUCCUCUUUCCCCCCCCAAACCCCCCUCUCCUCCCCCCAAACCCCCUCCGCCUUCCCCCCCGAAGCCCCCAUCUCCCCUGAAGCCCCCGCUUUCUCCCCCCAAGCCCCCUCCGUCUCCCCCUUUGACACCCCCCGCUUCCCCUAAGCCUCCCCCAUCCCCUCUGAAACCACCAACACCUGCAAGUCCCCCUCCUCCCAAACCUCCUGGUUCUACCACUUCCACCCCACCUCCCCCUGCAAAGACCCCUCCCCCCACCACCUCCGCCCCCCCUACCCCCAAACCUCCUGGUUCUACUACCCCUUCCGCGCCCCCUCCCCCCAGACCUCCUGGUUCUACUACUUCCACCCCCCCUCCCCCCACCACCUCCGGUCCCCCUGCUCCCAAGCCCCCGGGCUCUGGAGCCUCUACACCCCCCCCUACUCCGUCUGACUUUCCCCGUCCCCCUGAACCGCCCCUCCCCCCUGGUCCUGCGCCCCCACCAAAACCCCCCCGCCCCCCUCGCCCUCCCCCGAACCCUCCCCCCAUGCCCCCACCCACUCCCCCUCCGCGACCCCCCCCGUCCCCCCCGCCCUCCCCCCAAUCCCCCCCCAGAACCGCCCCCAGCACCCCCAACUCGCCCCCCCCGACCCCCGCGCCCUCCCCCAAACCCUCCCCCUAUGCCCCCCCCUUCUCCCCCUCUCAAACCCCCUCGCCCCCCGCGUCCCCCCCCUCCACCUUUCCCCCCGGGUUACAUCUUCCCCCCAUCCCCCCCGCUGCCCCCUCCCUCUCCAUCCCCGAAGCCCCCAGUAGGUUCACUCGACCAACCUCCCCCUCCCGAUUCGGCCCCCCUGCCCCUAUCUUCUCCGCCCCCCCUUGGUGGACAAUAUGGCCUCUUCACACCUCCUCCCCCGCUGCCUCUACAUCUGCUCCUGGGUUUGAUCCGAGCAUUCUGGACCGCCAAUUGGACCGCUCGGGCAGUGAGGCAGGAGUUGCAGCAGCAGCAGGCGGAGGAGUGAGUGGGCUGGGAGGGUUCCGGGUGCAGAGCUUUGGUGAGGAGGACGGGGUUGGGGAGGUGGUGGGGCGGAAGGAGGCGGGAGAAGGGGUCAAAGGCACAAUGAGUGUUGUUGCAGGCUCAACCGCUACUAAUGCCGCUGCCAAAGCUGCCGCCACCAAAGCUGCAGCCGCGGAAGCUGCGUCCGAUGCUGCGUACCCGGACGCAGCAAGCAUAGCGCAGGCGUUGCAGUACGAGAAGAAGCACGGGCUGAGGGAAAAGGUGAUCGGAGCGUCACCGGCAGAGUAUGAGCAGGCGCUUGAGGAGGGAGUGGAUGUGAUGGGGGAUGUGUACGAUGAGGAGUUUGACCAGGCUGCUGUGAACGCAGCCAAGGAGGGGAAGAUUGCCCGGGCUGAGGCGGAGGAAGAGGCGGCGGCGGCUGCAGCGGGAGAAGUGAAGUCCGGUGAUUCUGGUGGUGGUGGUGAUGGUGGUGAUGGUGGUGCUGCUGGUGGUGCUGGGGGCGCUGCUGCUGCUGGUGCUGCUGGUGCUGGUGGUCCUGCUGGUGCUGGUGGUGCUACUGGUGGUGCUGCUGGUGCUGGUGCAACUGAUGGUGCUACUGGUGGCACUGCUGGUGAUGCUACCGUCCUUGGUGAGAGAGCCGGGGAGGUGGGAGGUGUGGAUCGGCAGAUGGUAUUCGCUCACUCCAUUGACCUGCUGCCCAUCGAUUACAACAACCCCCUCUCAGCCGCUGUGCUUCCCGGUGCCGACGCAGCUGGGGAAAACGCAGAUGAGAGCAGCAGCAGCAGCAUUGCAGUGAAAGCACAUGUCACUGCCGCUACAGCAGCAGCGACUGACGAUGCUUCCGAAGAAGACACCCCCUUCUCCUUCCUGCCGACCUCCUCCCUCUCCUGCAUGCCUGCCACUGACUGUGACUUCCACUUCGAAGGACACGCGGACUCGAUCCCUCUCUUUGACAUCUCCUCACUGCCAGCCUCCGGUGGUGCUCUGCACACCCCGCCCAUUGCUUUCCGUGCUUCGGCUGCUGCACGCACAGUGAAGCUGGAAGAGAGGGAGGCACGGGAGAGGGAGAGGGAGGGGGAGAGGGAGUGUUUGCCGCCCAAGGUAGUGAGUGUGGAGAGUGGGGAGGGCAUGGCGGCGUGUGAUGAGGAGGAGGCGCCUGCGAGCGUUGACAAGCAGUUCUACCUGCAUGACCAUACGCACAGGUAUUUGUCACCAUUCCUCUCCCUUCCUCCCCUCCCCAGCCCCCCCUGCAUCUCCUCCCACCAAAUCUCAACAUUCUCCAUCAUCCCACGCACCUCAUUCACUUAUUCCCUUCCCUUUCCUCUCCUCCCCACUCUUCGCCCCUUCUCCUGGCAUCCUCUCCCCACUCUCUCCCCAUUUUCUCCGUUCGUCCCUCCUCCAGCGCCUAGCAUCGCACCCCUUCCAUCCAGCAUCCAGCAAGGCAGCAUACUCUGGCGUGACGGUGCGCCUGCAGCUGCUCUCUGUGUCGCUGCUGCUGGAUGGAACAGUAGUGAGCCUGCGCGAAGGGGACGGGCUUGA